GCAGAGCGGCCGGGCUGCAGCGAGGCAUCGGCGGCGGCCGGGCUGAGCCCCUCCCGCCCUCCGCGGCGAGCCCGCCUCCCAUGGGCUAGGCAGCUGGCGAGCCUGUGGGCCGGCUGGCAGCCGGAGACGCGGCUCGGGCGCACAUGGGGCUGGCGGGUGCCUGGCGGGGGCAGCGCGGGGCUCCGGCAGCGCCUCGGAGAGCGACCUGACGCCCCGGGCAGGAGCCCUCUGCCCCCCCCCCCACCCCGCCGCCGGGGGUGCGCGGCGCUGCGGCUCCGCCGGCCCCGCUUCGAUUCCGGGGGGGCUGCCCGGGGGAGCCGAUGCGGGGCGGUCCGGGUCCCCAGCCGCCGCUGAGCGGGACGCGAGCUGACCUGGAGGACGCCCCGCUGUAGCCCGCCUUGCGAGCGAGAGGAGCAGGAGCCAGCCCCCCAACGCAGAGCUGCUUUGGAGCCCGGGGUGUCAGCGCGGGGCGCCCCAAAUGGCUGGGGAGAGGAAGAUCUGAUCCUAAAACCUUUGAAACGUGACAAUGUGGAUGAAACCGCUUUUAGCAAUCAGUUCGAUGUCUGUCCGCAGGUCAGGUUGCCCGGUAGGAAGCCAUGCUUGGAUAUUAAUAGCCAUGUUUCAACUAGCCAUGGAUUUCACCAUCUGUGAAUCUGUAGCCCAAGGCCAAGGGUUUAGGCUCCUGCAAAGGCCUUCUCACUGGCCUAGAUUGUCCCAUAGUCCUUUGUGGAGUUUUAAAAAUGGACAGCAACUGAGGAUUCCUGGCCCUUUUUGGAACCAUGUUUCUUCUCAUCCUGAACGAUCUCAUGGGCAAAUACAAACAUAUCAUUCAAAAAGGCCACACAAAGCCACAGACCAGUUAGCAGGCUUUUAUAAAAGCCUGCAGUCCAAGCACUCCGCUACUGCAAAAUCAGCCCCUUCUUGUGUAGAUGGGAGCAGCAGGAGUACAGAACAGCAGACUCAUUUGAAAAGGGGGAAAAGGCACCUCCGAGGAAGCAAUUUUGAUCACAGAGACAGGAGGCCCACCACGGUGCCUGAAGUAAUUGUAUGGGGCCCAACAGGAGAAGAGGACUCCAUAGAAACCAGUACGUUCCCUGGGAAUUAUGGCACCACCACAACUUCCGCUUUACAAACCAGAACGACUACUGUGGCAACCACCACCACCACCACUUCCACUUCCACCACUGUACAGUCUAAGGGGUUCACAGCAUCACCCAUGUCAGGGCUUAACAAACACAAGAACAACCCUGGCAGGAUUAGCACAACGGAACCCUACACCAGCCACAAGAGCAAUGGAAAAGAAGCCCGUCCACCUAAGAUAAUGGGAGACACUACAGGUCUGGCAGUCCAUCAGAUCAUAACAAUCACAGUGUCCCUCAUCAUGGUCAUAGCUGCUCUGAUAACAACUCUCGUCUUAAAAAAUUGUUGUGUGCAAAGUGGAAACACACGGCGGAACGGCCACCAACGCAAAAUCAAUCAGCAGGAAGAGAGUUGCCAGAACUUGACAGACUUCACCCCAGCCCGUGUGCCCAGUAACCUGGACAUAUUCACAGCCUACAAUGAAACACUACAGUGCUCCCACGAGUGCGUCAGGACACCAAUGCCAGUGUAUACCGAGGAGAUGUUACACUCACCCGGUGAUUAUAAAACAACGUUCAAUGGAAACAGGAUUCCAUUGGUGAACUUGUAAAAAAAAAAAAAAAAAAAAGGGUUACCAAUACCUACCAUUUCUGUUUACCAGUAGGAGACUCAAACAGCAGCACUCUAUGUGCCAAAUAUAUUUUUAUAAAAAUGAACACACCUGUAGGAACCUGCAUUUUCAAAGCGCGCAUUUAUGGGAGACAAGGAAAAAAUGUGCAAGCAAAGAAGCCUAUGAAGAGAGGGGAAGUUAAGACGAAACAAAGGAAAAGGACUGAACGUCUGGAGUUUGGGAGAUGGACUGUGAUUCUGAACCUGUGCCAAUAAUACCAUUAUGUGCCAUGUACUGAUCUGAAAGACUUCGCAAGAAGCUGAAGCUAAGUGAAUUACACAUAGAAAUAUUAGAGAAAACCGGGGUGGGGAAUCUCUUCUGAUAGAGUCAGUAUUUCUGGUUAAUAUACAUAUAUAUAUAUAUAUAUAUAUAUAUAUAUAUAUAUAUAUACACACACACACACACACACACACACACACUUUUUGUACUGUAGCAAUUUUUGAAAAUCUUAAAUAUUCAUUUUUAAAAAAUUGUGUCAUGGGUUACAAAUCUGAUUUCUUUACCAUUCUUAGUGUGAACUAAAUAAACUGAUGUUUUCUACUUUGGCAGCUUGCCUUUAAAACACACACCCACACACACACACACACACAUAUUUGAAAUAAAUUUCCACUAGUGAACAAAUUAUUUGCCAUCCCCAAUAAACCAUUGAUUAUAGAGGAUUCCCUGAGAAGGUUUUGAAACUCUGUUAAAGUGACAGUUCUCUUAUCCAUUGUAGAGUUGCCAGGGUGUUAGCAAGAUGCAGAAGGGAUUAUGUGAGACCUAAAGCAGAAACGUAUGGCAAUGUUCAUUUAUAUGAUCAGUUGGUUCUGACAGUUCUCAAAAGAAAGAGAAUGGUUAAUAAAUAGUAUUUGGGGCUGUUUUGAAACAAAAGCGGAAUUGAGAUGUGUUUUGAAUACAGUUAAAGUAUAGAUGCCUCUGGGCCAAAUUGACAAAGACCAUUCCAGUUAUUGUGAAAUUAAAAAAAAAUCCCCAAAUUUAAACCACACAGGCAAGGAAUCAGUAGGAGAGCCCAAGAGCACGGCCCUCAGAUCUUAGCCCAAAAUUCAAGUAACAGCACUGCUAUGAAAUAGCUAUGAAUGGAAGAACAUUCUGUGUUUGGAGGGUAAAUUUAAAACCAGACUUCAUUCCAAAUGGCCCCGGUUGAUACUAUUUAAAUGACCUGGCUUCUGCUCCGUGUAAACCAUUGUACCCUGGCCAAGAUUGUCAAAAAUUAUCUCAUGCUAUUUUCUGUGUGGUAAAAUCUACAGAGACAAAUUCCUCCCUUCCAUUCCUCAACCCCAGUCACUAGACAUUGCAUCGGUAAAGACACCAAAGUGAUCAACUCUCCAUUGCACUUUCUAGUUUAUGGUAAGACAUCUGAGGCUAAGAUACACUGCACUAGACUGCUGAAAAUCUGAAAGCAGAGUCUGAAGGCUGCAUCAGCGCCUGUAUCCAGCAUCCAUUUAUUUAGACAAUAAAUACUGAAGAAACUUCACAGAAAUGAACAGUUGAAACCAGCAGCAAGGGUUACGGUUACUUUAAACCAGGUAUAUGUGUUAUAGUGGCUGCCCAGGGAAAUGGAGUGGAGAACUUUUUUUACCUUUUGGAUUAAUGCAUCAAGAAGGAGCAUAGAAGGAAACCCUGAAAACAACUCUUAAGUUUCCUCUGUUUUAUAGUGCCCUGACCCCAUUUGUAUAUUUAUGGUGUUAUAUCUAGGGGGCUGGCCAGGGACAAGUUUUAAACAUUACUCAGUUUGUGGGAAAAUGUAGGAGAAGGUUCCACUGUUGACACUUGUAUUUUGCUCAUAUCAGUAUCAUCUUAUCAUGGCAAAUUAUGAAUCACCAUAUUACACAAAGCCACUGCAUUGAUGAUGGGUGAAGUAGCAUUUUACAGUCCUUGUUCCCUUGUGGAGCUGCAGAGUACUUCCAAAAACAGGUGUGCAAAUAUUCAUUCUGAUUUUUAAAUGCAUUCACUAUGACUGUGGCUCUGGAUAUGCCUCUUCUGUGUUUGCUUUUUGUGAACUUGCUAUUGAUGGUGUUUUAUUGCCAUAAAGUGAAUUUCUAAGUCAGAGGUGAGUGCUCUUGAAAACUGAAUAUCAGAUUUCUGUGUGUGAUUAUUCAUGCCAGAAAAGCCUGUAUUCUCAUCCUAUCAGAGAAGAACAACAAUCUGAGACUCCUUUGGCCAAUAACAACUAACCAACAUUGGACCUGAUCCAAAGCCAACUGAAGUCAGUGGUGUCCUUCUAUUGACUUCCCUAGGCUUAGAUUACGUCUGUGGCAUGAAUAGCAAAUGCUGUUAAAGAACUACCGGUACACAGCCAGUAAAAAAGACCUCAAAUUAUUUUGUAUAAUGAAUAAAACUGAAUGAAUGUAUCAGUCUGCUCACAGAGAUUCCACCAGCAGAAAAGGUGAAGGCAAAUUUCUUGUGAUAAAUUAUGCUUUUGUUAAAUCAGCUCCAAUCUCUUACUUUUUAAUAAUAUAUCACAUGUCCAUUCUCGAGGUAGUCUUUUUUGCUAAGGGUAAUAAACUGUUUUGAACUUGUUGACCUAUGUUUGAACCUUUGCAGUGGGAUGGAGGUUCUGAUAAUUGGCAGUAGGGUAGCAGGCGGAGCUGUGCUGGAUAGCGAGAUCAAACUCAAAGUUCAGUUUGGCUGUCAUCUUUAAAUACGAGGGGUGGGAACAGCUCCACCCCAUUAACAGCCGCUGAUAUCUAUCAAGGGACUGCUUCUGCAGAUUGAAAGGUGUCCUAUUGUGUGCACACUUCAACAAAUAAGUAGGUGACUCUUCAAGAUAGACUUUAGCAAACAGUUUUCAAAGGCUCCUCCUAUCUCUAAAAUCUGCCUCCCUCCCAUGCCUGAAAGAGGGCACCUUCCAUUUUACAAAUGACUUAUCAAACUCCCAAGGCUUGUAGCUAAUUUUUUUAGAUAGUGGCAUCUGAAUCAUUUUAACUGAAGCAUACAGCACAAACAGUUCAUAUGACCUGACAUGUUUAAAAUACCAAACUCUGCUCUAGUGAUUCUGAUGUAAACCUGGAGUAACCAAUGAAAUAAAUGUCAAUGGAGUUAGUUUACAUCAAGGUAACUGAGAGCAGCUUUUUUAACCCAAAGCCCCUAAAUCCCCUUUCUAAACUGCUCUCUCAACGGUGGGAUUAUCCAGAGCUACAUCUAUACUUAUACAUUAAGUACUAGACUCAAUUUUUCUAUUACAUUCAACAUUUAAUUAUUUUAGAAGAGAGUGAAAACACUCCUCAUUAUACCUAGGCAAUGGUGCACAUUGCACCUGUGAAACAUUAUAACUCAUGCAAUCGCUUGUCUUUCUAUAUUACUUUCUAUCCAUUUUUAAUGCACCUGUGUUUUUCUAAUCUACUGCUGAGCUCUGGGAGGAAAUCUUCUUUGCCCUGCUCCACCAUAACAUCUAUGGGCCUGACUCAAAGCCCUUUGAAGACAUUGGAAAGACUCCCAGUAACUCUGAUGGACUUCGAUUCGUGCCCUAAAUUAUUUUUCUCAAAAGACCCAGCCACUCUAGAGCCACUCUGGUAAUAUAUAUGAGAAGUAUAAUAGAAUUUUGUCAAUGUGCACUGUUAUAUUUUUCCAUGUUAAAUUUUAUCUUCCAUUGUGCUGCUCAACAUUUAAUUGUCUACAUCCAGCUUAAGUUUAUCACUGUCCUUCACAGGUUUUAUAAAACAGCUAAUCAGCAAACUUCAUCAACUCGGCAUCCAUUUUCCCUAUGAAUAUUAACCCCCAAAGUAACCUAUUACUAACCUCUCUCCACUGUGUGCUGCAGCUGUACAUUAGCAUUAUGUUUCAUAGAGCACCUAAUCAGUUUUUAUUCCAUGACAAAACUUUUCUCCUGAUGCUAUAGUCAUUUAUUGCCUGAGGGCCAGAUUCUGAUCCUCUUAAGUUGAGUAAAUACCACUUGACUUCAAUGAGACUUCUCACAGUGAGGCACUGUUCAGUAUGAGUUAGGGGAUCAGAAAUUUUCCCCUUAAUAAUAUUUUACAGGUGACUUUAGCAAAAUCUUUCAGAAAACACAAGUAAAAUUGUGUUCCUGUGUGACAUUAUCUUCUAUUUCAAACAACUCCAAGGCUAGACAGAUAUGUUAGAUUACAUAUACUUCCCCAAAUACUCUGCUUUUGUGAUUAGUUAGACUCUUCUAUUGUAGCAGGGUGAAGUUUGCUGAUCUGUAAUUCUAGGAUCUCCCAGGGCUACUUUUAAAAGAACUUCACCCCUGAGCACCACUGAAGUUCCAUGUAUAGCCUAUAAAGCAGGAUUUAAGCGGUACACAGCUCUUGUUUCCUGUUCUCUAUACAGGGGAGAAUUUCACAUCAAAGGACUGAAGCGCCUUCAGCAACUUCCCUUGAAAAUAUAAUGUAUGUGUAUACAGUGCUCUGCCUCCACCUCUCCAAAACAUUACUGCCAUCAGGGGCAGAUACUGUCAGGCCCUUCUCUAGUCACCAGUGGAGUAUUAACCCAUGGCCACGUAAGAGCUUGACUUCUACCUCCUAAAUUCAAAUUCACUGAGGUGCUAUGCUCAUCCAGUGUGACAUUCCAGACAUAAUGAUGCAGGCACUAUAUUCACUAUAUUCACGGAGGAGAACAUACACUAGAUUGCUUUAAUAGUGCAGAAAGCUUAAUUAAUAAGCAUAACUGACUGCCCUGUUUUGAUUAAUAAUUCUACUAAUCAGCAUUAUUAUUUCUAUGUAUAUACGAGCCUUAUUCUCCUCUAGCUCACACUGGUGUAAAUCAGGAGUGACUCCAUUGGUGUCAGAGGAGUUACACCAGUAAAGCACCUUUAAGUGAGAAGAGUCUGAGACCCCCCUCCCCCACAGCAUGCACUCUUCAGAGUCCCACCCCCGUCUGUCAGCAUAUCACAACUUACAUACAGUGAGGGUUUUGCCGUCCUUAGCACCACCUAGUGCACUCAACAAACUGUAGAGGCACUAACCACAAUUAGCAAUAUACCUAAUAAGCAACACUUUUUUUAAAGCAAGCAGUUAAACCAAAACUUGCACGAUUAAUGUGAUUUUGGAGUGAUUACUUUGGUGCAAUCUGUUGAUUCAGUAUAUGGGGGCUUUUGUAUUUUACCAGUGUAAACAAUGUAGCCCUCAAAAACUAUCAAAACUCGCCAGCACAGAGUAUAUACGUUUCCUUUUUUCUUUUACUUAUAUAGCACUGACCCUCUUCCAACUAUGAAGACUGUUUUGUACCUUUACCCAUUGAUCUUCUAUUUAUUUGUAUUUGUUGGCUGCACUGAGUAGUACUUGUAGGUAUUCCAAUGUAUCCUAAUGGCAAUUUGACAUCAUAAAAUAUAUUUCAAAUCCCUUAUUCCAAAAUGUUUGAAGCAUUGUUACGUAUUUUUGCAUCUAUGGUGUUAGAGUCUGAACUGCAGGAAUACAUUAUAGUAGGAAAUGGAGUGAACUUUGUAUCCCAUGUGAGGUAAGCAGGAGGGGCCCCAAACUCCCAUGGGAUAAGCAUCCUCAAGAGAGAAUACCUCGGACCUCAGGAGACUCAAGUAUGAUUUCACAUGGCAACUUCAGGAGCUUUCCAUACACUCUGCAAAGGGACAGAUUUGGUCACUGUGAGACAGACAGGGGCAAAACAGAAAACAAAAUGACAUGCACAAACUUCCCUUCUUUGUAAGGACCAACAGCACUUGCACUUUAUCAAAAGAAUAUUGACAUCCCUCUGUAUGCUAAACAAACCAAUAAAGGGAUCAGCCAGCAGACCCACCGGCAGGAGACGUAGAAUUCAAAACUGCAAAUACAAUGAUUCACCGUGCAGAAUUCUAAUGUCCUGGCCUUUUAUAUGUUCAAAUAAAAAACAACAAAUUAGGUUAAUUCAUUCCUUGUAUCUCAUGGAAGCCAAAAAAAAAAGUAGAAUUAUAUGGUUGUGUGGAAUAGAUGUUUACCAAUUCUUUUUCUGUUACAUUAGAGAGAACAGAUUCCCCCACACUCUGUAUCUGAUGAUAGGAGUCUGUUUAGAUUUACAUUAUGCCUUCAGCCAGAUUUCACCAUGGGAAUCUUACAACAGCAGAAUGCCAUCAUCUUUCAAUGCAUCCCCUUUCUGGUGAACAUGUAAGCCACAUCUGGGGCUGAUGGUAAAUGGCAUAGUUCCAUUGACUUCAGCUGUCACCAGCGGAACAUCUGGCCCAAAAUCCUUUAGCAAUGAAGAGCCAAAUGCUUAUGCCAUAGAAUUACUUUCCUUGUGCAUGUAGUUCCACUGAGUUUAAUGGGACUUAAUCCUGUGAGAAAACUUACUCGGGUGGAUGUUGGUAGGAUCAGGCCUAAGUAAGUAUUUUGUAUUACAGUCAGAACCAAAAUCCCUUUUCCAGCAAAACUGCACUCCAUAGGGUAGUGUGAUAUCCUGUACAUCAAAAUAGAGCAUGAAGACCCCGGACAUUUUAGUUUUAUUUACAUUUACUUGGGGCAAUAGUUUUUUCCACUCAUGGGCAACCAAUGUCAGAGCAAGUCUCCUGCAAAUAUGCCUUAUAUUUCAAGGGAGAUAUUGCAACAAUGUUACGCUAUGGAAUAUGGGGUAUAUAUUUAUUGUGAAUAGAUUAAUAGAUAAUAAAUGUCAAUAUGCAACCACAUAUAAUAUUAAGACUAGCGUUCCAUCAGAGAGUUCUGCUGACACUCAAAACAGCAAGGAUGGGCUGCUUUUCAGCAGAACUCUAUGACAGAGUUCUGUUGCUGUAUAUGUGGGAUAUAUAAUAUAUAUAUGCAAACUUUAGAAUGUUUCUUUCUGUUUACGUUGAAAUUUUUUUCAGUUUACGUUCCGUGGGCUUGAUUCUGCUAGGUUCUAAGCACUUACUGGACCCAGUUCGGAAAACUCCUUUCUCAUGUGAAUAGAGCUGAUUUCAGUGGGAGUUGAGAGAGCUCAGCACCUGGUGGGAGCAGGGCCCAUGUUCCCAGAAAGUCAUAAUAGAGUACUACCAAUGUGAUGUCACAAUAGAAGUUUUAGGAGGUCAAGAGGUUUUGAGAGGCAGCAUUGCCUAGCUGAAUGUGCUAGGGGUUGGGAGUCAAAAACUCCUGUCCUAAUCUCAGCUCUUCCAGAGACUUACUGAGUGAUUUGGGACAAGUCACUUAAACUCUCUCUGCCUCCUUUCCUUCACCUGUAGUAUGGGGAUAACAAUGCUUCCCAAAUCUACCUGGCAAGGGUGUUGUGAGCAUUAAUUAUCUGGUGUCUGUAUUCUGUUUUGAACAUGUUCAGCACAGUAUAUGUGCUAAGUAUUAUUAUGUCCAAUCAGUAGCACUGCGUUAUCUGCUGGAAUUCUCAGAGACCAUAGCAACAUUACCGAUAAGAUACCCAUGGAUUGCAGUGAUAUUCAGAGAUUUGUAUAACACAAGAUACAGA
Messenger RNA from Dermochelys coriacea (leatherback sea turtle), 9079 nucleotides. It is a transcript of the gene AJAP1, whose product is annotated as adherens junctions associated protein 1. The record is from RefSeq and is a predicted model, not a curated record. Gene Ontology annotation, cellular component: adherens junction; cell-cell contact zone; plasma membrane. Bases 527 to 1690 code for a protein of 387 amino acids. Gene Ontology annotation, molecular function: beta-catenin binding. Lineage: Eukaryota; Metazoa; Chordata; Testudines; Dermochelyidae. The transcript has 5 exons.